Metarhizium acridum CQMa 102 is the source of this 2079-nucleotide messenger RNA. RefSeq lists its product as uncharacterized. Gene Ontology annotation, biological process: regulation of DNA-templated transcription. Gene Ontology annotation, molecular function: zinc ion binding; DNA-binding transcription factor activity, RNA polymerase II-specific. Gene Ontology annotation, cellular component: nucleus. NCBI's taxonomy places the organism in Eukaryota, Fungi, Ascomycota, Sordariomycetes, Hypocreales, Clavicipitaceae. The record is from RefSeq and is a predicted model, not a curated record.
AUGUCGUCGGGCGUGGUUCGCUCAACCGCCCUCAGGGCUGGCGGCGCAUGUGUUCGCUGCCGCAAAGGCAAGACCAAGUGCGUCUACGAAAAUGGCCGCGCGCCCUGCAAGAAUUGCGCGAAGGGAAUGCACGAGUGCUAUCUGCCCUCGGAGAGCAUGGCUCACCAUCACGGCCAGAGUCCUGCUCGCCACGCAAAUGCCCAGCGCCCAGCGCGCGACAGCCUCCCGGCCUCCGGCGCCGGCGCCUCUGAUGCCAGGCAGCCCGUGGUGGGCUCUGGAUCCGCUAGGCACGCCCAGGUCACCCCCGAGAAGCUUACGCCAGAACUCAUCGCCGAAUGUGAGCGAGUCGUCUCCAAGACGUUCCCGGCCUGUGUGGCUUUCCAUAAGCCCACGUUUGUCCAGCAGCUCAAGAAUGCCACUUUGGAGCCGACACUUGUUUACGGUCUCUUGACCUGUGCUUCUCGGAGCUCACCAACACUCAUUCGUCGACACGGAAGCCCAACUCAUGCCGCAGAAUCAUAUGCCUCCAAGGCAAUCGCACUGAUCAACCAGAACUUGGAUCACCCCAACCUGGCCGAUAUUCAGGCCCUUUGUCUCAUCGUCAUUCAUGAAUGGGGGACGAGGAACGCAGUUCGUGCUUACAUCUACCUUGGCCAGGCAGCUCGUAUGCUGCAGAUGUACCGCAUCCUCAACGGCCAUCACGGCUCUGAUCAAGCAGACCAGUUCCUUCGUGAUGAGAGCCUACGACGUACGUUGUGGUUGGUUUAUAUCCUCGAUUGUCUCUUGACAAGCACCCCGGGCCGGUUUGCGGCUCUUGCGGUGCAAGACACGUCGGAUGUAUCGCUGCCUUGCUCCGAUAUCAACUUUGCGUUCGGCAACGCAGUCUACGUCAAGACUCUACCCCAGUAUCUUGGCCACAGUGCUUUGUCCCCUGGCCACGGUUCUGGUGGUGAGAUUGGCGAAUUCGGAUACAUUGUCCUCGCCUCCACCAUUUGGCGUGAUGUAGUGGGUAUGCUCACCGCAAGCACGGUCCAGAACUUCCGAGAUGAAGAUUGCAGCGAUCUCUUUGCAAAGAUUGAAGGUCUCCGGGCCUCAUUGCCCAUGCAGUUUGUUGACAAACCUGGCCAAAUCAACCUGCACAUGACUAUGGGCUCCGGAUAUACUUUUGCCAUGCUGCACUGCCUGCUACAUUGUGCAUCUGUUUUCGUUCAUCGUCGGCGUCUGCUGCAGGACGUUAUAUCGCCGAGCUUUAAUUUGGAGUCCUUCCGAAUGAAUCCCCGAUGCCAUGAUGUCGUGGACCGGCUCUUCACUUCUUGCCAUGGAACCAUCUCGCUUCUAAACGCUGUGGAGGCUGGUUCUGAGAAGGACCAUCCAACUUGUUUUCCCAUUGUGAUGCUGUUUUCUGCAUUCACUGCCAGCGCAACUGUUGCCUACUUGUCUCUUAAGGGACUUACACCUCCCAAUGCCGUCGAAACAGCCGCCCACAUUGUGAAGGAUGGAUUGAAGUUCAUGCAUGAAGGCACCGAGAGUUGGCCUCUAAUGUCAAGUUGGCUUAGGCAUCUUGCUGUCAUGCAGCGGGUCCUCAACAAUGACGCUGCGGCAACCAAUAACGCUAUCCCCGCAACUCAUAGGCACGGGUCUGCCUCUGGUGUUAAAGAUGAGAUUUCUUCCAACGCUGACACUAACCCUGAUGCGAUGGAGUACGAUCAGCAAGCCGGAGGGUCUGGGGUUGCCCAUCACGGCUCUGCUCCAAGGUCAGUUUCGGAAUCCGCUCGAGGUGACAGUGAACCACCUGCCGUCCCUCUUCCUCGACGCGGCGUUACGACAAUCAAUGGGGGCUCUGGCGGCAUACAGACACCCUCCAUUACUACAUCGCCCCCUCCGGGCGCACCACUGGCUACAAUGCAGUCUGGCGAUGUGAAGCAGCGAAGUCCUGACGUGGGAUCGAACGGAGUCGCGGCAACACAAGACGGCCAGACCACGAGCCAAGACAUGACGGCACCAGAGCUCUGCCAGGCAUUCGAGAGGCAGCUUCUCGACCUAGAUGACCUUGCCGCAUUUAUGGGUGGCGGCGUUUGA